AUGAUGGAGAGUCUUGAAGUCUGCUACCCGUACAUGGAGGGGCAUGAGGAUAAACAACGAUACUGUGAUCUGGUAAUUGGUCUCUCUAUUGGUCUGAGUCAGCUUUCCCAGCACUUGGGCUCUGAAAAUAAUCAUGCAGAGGACACCCCACCUCCCAGCAUAUUAGGUCUGAGUAAUCUUACCCCAGCAAACCCAAUGCGAUUCCUGGCAAAAGAACGAGGACCUAGACUGGGGGCAACAUCCCAUGUUGACUUCCUGGACUCUCAAUCCACCGCCAGGACACCACUAGGGACUUUGGCAAAUCUAGGCCCAAAUCAGAUGUCCCUCGCCCAAAUCUCAAGACCUCCGGGUGCUAGUCUCUAUCAACAUCGUGCGGAUUCAAAUCACCCUGAUCAGACUCAGGAUGCCGACAAAUCCAACUCAACAGAUCAAGACAAUGAGCCUACGCUCUCAAUCUCAUUCACGGCCAUGGUGAUCGGUACUGGAGCACCCCAUUGUGGGGAUCCGGAUUGGAUCAAGAAGACCGGUGAGUACCUACAUUGGGAGAAGGGUCUAUGUGGUACCACUCCCCUUGUGGUCAAUCACAUUAACGCGGCAUGGCGGAAAUUUCGUGGAUCCCUCACCCGUAAUGACUUGUUGACACUAGAACAGUUCAGGUCUGAGGUGAUGAAUGGCACAAGCCGAGAGAUAGAGUUAGCAGAAGAGCCACCCAAAGAUGCGGAAGAUCGGUUGACUCAGCUCCACCAGCGAAUACAUCAAGCAGUGAUUGUCAACGGUACACUGGAUUCACUAACUGAAAGACUUGACAAACCCUUCAGUCCUGGAGAACAUGGUUGGCCAUAUUAUAGCAACCCUAGACUUCAUGUCAUAAGCCAGGCAGAGUUUUCAGACCUUGAUAAGUGGUUUGCACAACCACUGAAACCAAAGGGACUGAAGCAGGGAGAUUCCUUGAUUGACCGGGUUGUAGAAUUUGUCAAAGCAGGGAAACAACCUGACUCAGAGGCUGACUCAAGGCUUUCCAGUGACAGACUAGUGGCCAACAGUGCCAAUAGCAUAGCAACGCCUCCCUCUUAUCUUGAAGAGGAGCCGUUCGCUCCAAGUCAAUUUGAAAGCCCAUCUGCCUUGAGCAACACUUUCAGCCUAGGAAGUUACUUUGAGAGUGAACCGCCAACGGAGGACAGAGCCUCAUUACCCGGACUUGGUCUGGACUUUGAUAUGCCAGAAGAUGGGGAUCCGGGUAGUGUAGAUGACUGA
Tremella mesenterica DSM 1558 is the source of this 1254-nucleotide messenger RNA. RefSeq lists its product as uncharacterized. NCBI's taxonomy places the organism in Eukaryota, Fungi, Basidiomycota, Tremellomycetes, Tremellales, Tremellaceae. The transcript has a single exon. The coding region runs from base 1 to 1254 and encodes 417 amino acids. The record is from RefSeq and is a predicted model, not a curated record.